Messenger RNA from Stegodyphus dumicola, 4226 nucleotides. RefSeq lists its product as uncharacterized. The record is from RefSeq and is a predicted model, not a curated record. Lineage: Eukaryota; Metazoa; Arthropoda; Arachnida; Araneae; Eresidae.
AAAGCAAUAUCUGUCACCUCGUAUAUAAACUACUUUCAGAAUUAUGGUGGCAACAUUCGCUUCGCUGCUACCGGCAGUAAUGGAUUAUCUCGGCACCAGUUUUAAGACGUUUAGACUAUUGUUAUGGUUCUCGUGGUUUUUCCUUAUUGCGGCACAGAAAGACAAUGUGGCGGAGAGCAGUCUCAAGUUAAGUAACAGAAACGAUGAAAACGUAUACACUUUCCGCUACGAUUUAUUUGAUGGAAGUAAUUCAAAUAACAGAGCUCCAGAUUACAUAAAAGAGCCAUAUCAUGAGAUAUUUGCAUUCAAAGGAUCAGAUGGCGAAGUGCAAAGGAUUCAUUAUGCUGUAGAUGCUCGAGGUGUACGCGCUAAUAUACAUUCUAAUGCUGUAUACCCUUUCCAGAAAUCACCAAAUGGGCCAAUACUUUAUAAUCCUACAUCUUACGAAUGGACAGAAAAAUUCAACACGCCAAAACAGUCGUCUUCCCAGAAUAUUCAACAAACGCCAGUUGUCGGAAAAGUAGAAACAAAUUCCGUCAUAGGUAAUGAUAAAAACAUUGAACAUUCAAAGAAUAUACCAAACCGUCUUGUACUUGGCUCUGUUCAAUCACAAGGAUCUGUUAAGACACCUUCACUGAAUAUUAUUGCACCUGAGCUGCAGCAAAAAGCGGUGAAAUUCAUACCUGAUCAGUUCCAUCGAGAACUGAAGUCUCUUCUUUCUGCGCUUUCUUUCAAGGGUGAAUUUGGAAAUAGUUUAAAUCAGGAACCAGGUAUCUUAAACGCCAAAGAAACUACUGCUUCAGAAAAAAGCCAGAAACAAAAGGAUAUUGCAAAUAAUGGCACUCAGCCUCAACGUACGGCAACAGUACUUGAUUCUGAUGUAAAAUCAAUCUUCAAUUCAUCAUCUACAAUGAAUGUUCAGGAACUUCUUGAUUUAUUGCAAACGAACCUUUCAGAACAAAUGGAACCCAUUCAUGAAAAUCAGGGAUCCCUUGUAAAGCCCAAACCUUACAUAGAAAGAAUAAGGCCAACGGUAUUGAUUCCAAAUUUUAAUGAAGCAGAAUUCGGUACAUCGGAACAAGAUGUCAGUGAUCCAAAAUUAAUUUUAAAACCAGAAAUGAAGAAAGAAGAAAAUACAUUUCCUUUAAACUAUACUGAGUUUAAUUCUCAUUCCUUAUUAAAGUCCCCAAUGUCAACAAUAUUUGACACUUCUUCGGAAAACGGUCAAUAUUAUCAUUACGUUAUGAAUUUAGGAAAAAACAUCGAUAAAGACUCUUUGAAAAGAUCUAAAUUUUAUUCCACUGGAAAUGGACUUUUUAAAAUUUUGAACGAAACAGGUUUUGCCUUAUUAAUUGAUCAAGCAAAAGCAUUCAAAGGACAUAAAACUGACACUUUGCCACCUUGGUCUUUCACAACUACAAACGUGCCACGUAUUUUUAAAACUGACACACCACAGAAUAACGAGGUGGGUACAAUUCAGUCGAAUAUGAACUCUUUAAAUUCCGAAACAGUUACAGAACAGUAUAUAUCCACUACUGAAAAUUUUAUUGAGAAAAUCUUCCAGAAGGAAGAAAUAAAUAAUUUAACCGAAGAAGCAAUAUCAGAAAUAAUUAAUGUCACUGAUUCUGAGGCACUAAAACCUGCUUUACUGGAAAUCUAUUCUGAUGUUUUAUUAAAUACUACUUAUUCUCCGUUAAAUAAAGAAAAGAAAGCAACCACAGUAUCUUUCGGUCAAGAUGAAAACUUGCAAAGUAAUGAAAAUGCUGCUGAGGUGAUAAAUAACUCAUCACUAGAUUCAAGAACAGAAAUUAAUCCUUUAUUUCUAACUAUGCCAGAAACUGAGAUGAGAACUGUUUUUGUGCCUCUAAGUAUGUUAUUAAUUCCAUUCUCUAUGUCUAAUCCAAGCAAGCAGUUCCAGUUGCCUAACACAUAUGUUGAAAAAGCAAAUGAGAAUGAAGAACAUGAGCUAACCACAACUACCGCUCCUACUGUUACUGUAACUGAAUCUCUGACAACAUUGAUGGGAGUUAAUGAAAGUAGUACACAUCAAGACACAGUAUUCAUUACCACAACUACGCAAAAUACUGUCCCGAAUGAAACUACAUUUGAUAAAACUGGCAAUGAAACCCAUGCCCAAACCAGAGUUCAAAAUCUGGAAGACAGAACGAAUAUUUUCUCAACAACGACAGAGAUUUCUAUUGAAUCAACAGCUGAUACUCUUUUGUCCACUAUGAUGAAUCCAAAUCUGGAAAAGAGUGUAACUGAAUCUUUUAUUAACAUCUCUGAAACAAAAACGCCUCAUAACAACACAGUGGAGACAUCAACAAAUCAUCACAAAGAUGAAUUUAUUGAAAAUGUUUCUAACAGAGGUGUCUUCUUAAAUAAUUCGAUCUCUUCAGAAACAACAACAAAUGCAUAUACUACCGAAGAUACUGUAACGACAGUCGAACAGAUUUCGCUAAAUCUGAGUAAGUACACUGACACUAACAAAACUCUGCAAUUAAAAGAAAUACCUAUUAUGGGAAACAUAUACACACCCCACCAAAAACAUGAAGGCAAUAAUACAAGAAACAAUAAUAGUGAAGCUGUAGGUUUUUCUCAGAUUGAAAGACGAACAGAUGAAUCAAGUGUCAUUCCUCAACAUGUGCCCUAUUUAUCUCCAGACAACCCAGCCUCUCAAAAUAAACGAGAGAAAUCUAGAAAUACAUCUCCUCAGAUUACUAAAACUGAAAACGGAUUUUAUUCACAGGCUCAAUACCUUUUCAGUGAGCCAACUGCAACGAAUCAUGUUAAAACUGCCACACAAAUUCUGUCAUCUCCAAAUGUUAGACAAGUAAAUUUGCCUGCACACGAAACGGAUAGAUUUGAUCACCGAGUUCCUCCUGGGUACUUUCCAUCUUACGAAAACGUUCCUUACAUCAGACCAGAAGCCGUUCAGUGGGAAAGAUCUUCGAAUCCUAAACAAGUAAUAUUUGUAGAUUUGUUUGGGGAUUCACUGCCAAAUCAAGAUUCUAGAAACGAACCUGAAUCAUUUUCAACACUUUCUAAUUUGCUUAGAAAGAGUGAUUUUCUGCACCAAGGAAAUAAAAUUAUUGGAAAUACAAAAAUUUCGAAAGAAAUUCAGUAUUCUCCCACUGAUAUAGACUUUUAUAAGAAGUUAGAUGUUCAUGAUGCGUCUGAAUUGGUUUAUUCAAAGGAACUGUCCUAUGUUGACCAAAAUAUAGAUGGCCAAAAUGGAUAUCUUUCUUCUUCGCCAAUAUUCGAAAUAGCACCUGACACACCAAUAUAUGCAGUUUCAAAAGCAGAAGAAGAGACAGAGUCAUUACCUUUCAUUUAUGAACCUGAGCAAUUUGGAAUAUCAAAAGGAAGCCAAAUACCUGAGGAAUACAAAAGCUUAAGGAACAAUUUUAUCAGCAAUAUACCUGGCUACGUAGAGCAGGCUGUUUCAGAUGGCAUAAUAAAAUCAAAACACUUAGGUAAUCUAACUUCAGGAUCCGAAAAGUUUUUAAAAAAUGAUGAGGAAUAUGAUUUGGAUCCAGUCAUAGAAAUUUUGGAUAUCAUCCCAUUUGAAGAUUUGCAACGUAUACCCCGUACAGAAGAAAAUCACGCAAAUGUUGCAGAUAACAUGGCCCAAGAUUCAUACAUUUUGAUUCAAGACUAUGAAGGUUUACCAGAUUUAUUUAAUGACCAACAAGGCCUAUCAGGUUUAGCUAAUGACCAACAAGGCCUACCAGGUUUACAUAAUGACCAACAAGGCCUUUAUUUUACAGAAAGUGGUAGACAGGAAAAAGAAACUCCUUUAACAAAGAUUCAAACAGAUGUAACAGAUUUUAACAAGAAUUCAAAUAUUCCAGUUAACAAUGAUGUACCGGAAUAUGGAAGUCGUUUGUUUGGGAAUACUCUUGUACAAACGAAUCCUGGGUUCCUAGUGUCGCAAGAAAAGCUUAACAUUGGGUCAAAUAUUCAGACUGAAGAAGGUUCUAGUCUUAGUAGAGCUCCGUGGCUUCCAAAUCGUUAACAGUGUAUAUUUCUAUGUACCUUGUUGAAUAAUACAUUUAUAAAAUAUUUUGUAAUUUUAUGUAUUUUACAUAUAUUUGAUUUUGUAAUGACUAACAUUUUGUACUUGUGUAAAAUCGUAUUAAACGUAUUAAAGUUUGUAAGUAGUGUUUUUCUUUUAUUUCAGAAAUAUAACUCUGGUAAAAAUUUCCUUUAGUUUAACAGAAAUA